Molecule: messenger RNA, 2043 nt
Organism: Vanrija pseudolonga
Lineage: Eukaryota; Fungi; Basidiomycota; Tremellomycetes; Trichosporonales; Trichosporonaceae
Exons: 4
Coding region: 1-2043 (680 amino acids)
Source: RefSeq, a predicted model, not a curated record
AUGAACGCCGAUACAGACAAACGCAAGGCGUGGUUCAGCCGCUUCCACGCCGUACUUGACGCCGAGGCGGACCAGGUCGACAGCUACUUGCUCACGAAAGAUCCUGGUGGCCUGUACCCCGUGGACAGCCAUUGCGCCGAGGACGUACUUGCUGCUGGGCUGUCGGAGCGACCUGGUCGAUUUCCCUCGCGUGCGGCCGCUAGAGAGUGGUUCCCCGCCAUUAUGGACAACGAGCGGCGCCCCGAGCAGGCCUUUGCUUUCAACGCUGAGGACGACCCUUGGAAGCACUUUUCCUCGGCCGAGUGGCGUGCCCUCCAGUGCGCCGAGCUGCAUACAUUGCUCGACCGCUUGGACAGCAGUGACAUGAUAUACGAGCUGGGAAUCACAGACGAUGGGUACCUCGCCAUCUGUCCGUUCGACACCAACCGGUUCGCCGACGAGCUCAGUGCGUUCGGUGACGCGAGGUCAGACGACUCGUGGAAACAGCUUGACGCUUUCAACGACUUCAACAAGGCCCUCCAGGCCGAGGCCGACUGGGUGGAUGGGUACGCUGUCAUCCCCGACCCCGAGGUCGACCUGGGCCCGAGUGUAGUGGCCGUCGCUCGUACCCCCGACGCCAUUCUCAGCGCUGGGUUGUCACCACGCCCCGGACGCUUUCCUACCCGUGCGGCCGCGCUCGAGUGGUACCCUGCUCCGCGGAACGACCGGCGGCCGCCCCGCAGAGACACCUCGCAGGCGGCAAGGGACGCGUUCCGCGCAGCCCACGCCCAGCAUGGGCCCCACUUUACCUCCCCCGCAUGGCGCGAGCUCCAGCGCCAGGCGCUCCAAGACAUGAUCGACCGCACCGACGAAAUGUACGAACUGCAGCUCGACGUCUUGGGGAACCUCGUCGUCCGCAGGCUGCCUUCAGACAAGUUUGCCGACGAGACGGGCAGGGAGGACCAGGCGGAGCGCAAGCGCGUUCGUACAAAGUUCCUCAUGGACAUGUGCUCGCCUUAUGUCUCCUCGUACCCGGAGUAUUUCGACAGCGUGAACAAACCCCCGCGCCGCCGGAUCAAGCGCGGCGAUGGCGGCCGUGGGCCGUACGAUCCUGCCGACAUCAUCGCCGCCGGGCUCACGGGGCAUCCAGGUUACCGCCUUUCGGCGCAGGGACAGCCGGGAUGGAGGUUGAGAGAGGAAGAGGGCCAUGUGGUAGCCAGGUUGAAAGAGGCGGUGGUGGUGAGGGAGAGUCUCCCUGCUCCGGAUAGUGCACAAUUUGUGUCUCUUGUCCGCCUCAUCGCCUCCCUCGACGACAUUGGUGAGCCGUACGCGCUGGCCCUGGACGAAAAUGACGCGCUGGCCGUUCGCCUCCUGGAGGAGCCAAACUGGGACGCCUACAACAUCUACGAGGAUUCCCUCAUCCGCAGGGCAUGGGACGAGCGGUUCCACAUUGCCCUCGACACCGAACAAGACUGGCUGGACGCGUACCUCCUCUAUCCUGGCUAUGAUGGCGCCGGACUCCGCAGCAUCGCUGGCAAGCGGCCCGGGGACGUGUUCGCUGCCGGGCUCACGGAACGUCCGCACCGCUUUGCCUCCCACGCCGCCGAGCGCGAGUGGCAUCCCUCCAUCCCGCCCAUGGCGAUGGAGGACAUUCUGCGUUCCAUUGAAGAGCGCCGCGCCGGCGGCGACGCCGCCCGGCUUUGUAACGCCUGCGAUUACUCUUCGGACGAGUGGCGCGCACUCCAGCGCCGCAAGCUGCAGGAAAUGCUCAACGUCGUGGACGGGAAGGAAAUCCAAUACGAGCUCAUCGUCGUCUCAGGGUCCCUCUCUUUCUGCUUGUUGGGCAAUAGGGACGGGGGCGGAAGGGCCAUGAACGAACGGGAAGACCUCUACUACCGCGAAGACUUCUACGCCCUCACGUAUUCGUCGUACUUUGCCAUCUACGGGUCCUCAUCGGGAUGCGAGUACUGGGGCCGCCGGGUCAAACGCGGUGUCCGCGGACGGGGACGCGACAGCACGACGCAGGAGGACGAUUCCACAGCAGAAACAUGUUCGAGGGGUUAG